GGCCGUGGGCUGGCUCCGCUGCGCUGCGCUCCGGCCCCGCGGGUGGGGGCAGCGGCGGCGCCCCGGCGUGAUUCGCGCGCUGCCACCUUCUCAGAAAGCCGGCUCAACGUUCCCCCUCCCGCAGCCCCGUCCCUGCGUGCACCCACCUCCACCUCGCUGCCUGCGGCAUCCCUCAGCAUCCCGCCGGUCUCGCCUCUCAUUCGCCUUUCAUUUCUAUUCCCUGUAGGUGGGGAACCGUGACUCAGUGGUGAAUCUCGGUUUCAGGAGAUCACAUAAUGCUUCACCAUCCAGUUUCAAUGAACUAGAAAAAAACGGUGGGAAUUUCCCUCCUCCUUCGUCACAGAACACUGUGGACAGGGCUGAAUCCUGACUUUGGGAAGACUAAGCUACUCCCAGAGCUUAAUGCUACCCCACGAUUUAGGGAUUAUAUAUGCAGAAUGCUGGAAAUCUUCACUUGAACAGAAAAUAGAGCUCUGCGUUUUCCUUGGGAAGCGUGCCUUGAAAGAUGCCGAGUGCAGGAUAAACCUUUCAGCCUUCAUUUGGCACUGAAGUGUGGCCAUGGGAGGUGACACUGAGCAGGAGUUUGUCGGCACAUAGCAAAAUGCCUGGCAAUGAGCACAAUAGGUGCGAGAGAGAAACACCUAAGGUUGAUGUUUCCUUUGUAGGACAGUGCUGCGCUGGUGAACUUCAGAUUUGGUUGCUUGGUUUUCUCUUUUUUUGAUAUGGAAAGCGAGGGACAGCUGCUCCUGUAAUAAUACCCCCAUGUUAUUAGUCCUGCCAUACAACAAUCUGCAAUGCAAUGACCAAUGUGGUGAGCACCUACAAAGAGAUGCUCGGACACCGGGCUGAGCUCCCGGCCAAGUGUGGGAAACCUUUGAUCUCUUCCCAAGCAACUCAACACCAGCACCGAGCGCGUCCGCCCCGCGUUCCUGCCGCCCGCACAGCUGUCUGCCGGCCAUGGGAGAAGCCGGGGCGGUUCAGGUUUGUGGCCGGACGCUCAGGGCGCCUCGGAAUGUUCCCUGGGCAGAGCUCUGCUCCUCCCAGGCCUGCCCCGGGGAUGCUGCACGCCGCCCAUCCCAAGGAGCGCUCGCGCUGCUGUGCAUGAAAUGAUGGAGCAGAGCAGAACGUCUGCACGCAGACCUUGCUGUGCCUCCGGUUUCAUAGGAGCCGAUCCCUCGCAGCAGCCAGGCCUGCCCGCACGCUGCCGGCCUCUGCUGAGCAGCACUGCGCCUGCCAGGCUUGUGACACAGAGCUCUGCAGGGCUCUUUUCCCCGAGUUCCUCCCGGGCGCUGCCGCAGCGUGUGGCAGCAUGUUGUGCUGGGGAGCUGACGGGAAAGGAGCCGUCUCUUUUUCCGUGCUCUUGGCGGGGAAACUUUGCAGCGUUUCAGCUGUACGGGCGAUGCUCUGAGGACGUGUAAUCAGACAUUCCCGUUCACAGCUCAUCACCUAAAGGGCUCAUUCUGAUGUGGUAUUUUCUUAGCGGGUAUCACCCUAUAAAGCAAUGAUCCUAACCUUUCAAAGACCACCAGGCUCCUUAUUACAGUGACCUGCAUCUAUUUUUUGAGGCACGCAGAGAACUCCUUUGGUUGAUAAGCCGUCCUUCACAACGUGACAGCCUGCUGGCCAGGCGAUGGAGGCUGUGUCUGUAGUCUGCAGAGUGCACACUCUGGGACAGCAAGAACGUCUGCAGAGGAAUUUUCAUCCCAGGAGCUAUGAGAUUUCAUUUCAGUACUGAAUUAACAUCAGUAGUUUUAUUAGCGUGAUUGCAUGCCCUGAUAUGAGCAGUAACACCGGGUAGAUUUUGUAGCCCAGGUCUCUUUCAGUCCUCUGUCCCUGGCUAGAAAAGAUCGGAGUCAUCGAAACAACGAGGAGCCAUUUUCUGUCCUGGGAACAGAUCGCUAGGUUCCCAUAAGGCAAAACACAAUUAUGCAAUGAGGCAGCAUGCUGUCCCAGGCAUGCAGAGUCUUGUUCCGCACUCUCGGUGCUCGCAUUCCAGCAUGCAGCCGUGCACGGGAGCGCUGCACAAAAUGGUGCAGAGCCCUCCAAUGUGCUGCAGGAGCGUGCAGAGCCCCCCAGCCCAUCCCCCAGCAGAAGCAUCUCUGCAUCUUGCAGGCCCUGUGACCCGGAUAGAGCCGUGCCCUCACCAGCUGUUAGGUGAGAUCAAUCAAGGAACGUCAAGUGGGGAAAAAGCUUCAUGCAGGAAAAGAAAUGGAGAAUGAGACAAAUCAAAUACCACAGUAACAGCUGGUUGGCAGAGGCUGCUUUCCAGCAGGUCUGGGUGAAAGGCGAGUGCUGGCAGACAGAUCCAAUGAACUCCAGGUGUCACAGUGCUCUGCUGCCAAUGAGUUAUCUCACAUUCAAGGGGUUGAAAUUUGUCCACAGCAUUUGUAAAAGGAAGGAUUAAUCUCGUUAAUCCCAUUGCGUUCUAGGUGCAGAGAGGGACAAACACGACUCCUCCAAAUUAUCAAGCCAAAAUAGUUGAUUUCCAUUGAAGGAGAAGAGCCUUACCUUCCUGGCAACUCCCCUGCUCUUCCCUACCCAUCGCUAUUACUGCUGUGCAGCUUUUGUCCUCUUCGUGCUUAAGACCCUGAAGUGAAUCCAUCACCCAUUGCCUGGGCAUCCUCACACGCUGACCAUUACUGACAGCCCCGAGCUGUGCUCUGCUCCUGCAGAUCUGUGUGCACACACACACACAGAUGCCUGCACACACACCGCUAUUGGCAGCUCAUUGACAGGUGUAAGCAGAUUAAGAGGAAGCCCCAUUCUCACUGCAGACUCAAAACGCUCCCACUACAGAGUGGGACUGUUGACCUCUGUUUUUCCAUAUGAGAAACUCUUCUUCCCAAGCCAAUCUGCUUCCAAAAAAGAACAGCUUAAAUCGUGGUGGUCUUUCAUAUUAUUAUAAUGGGGAGUGUAUUGUUUCCUAUUAACACUACUCCAAUCCUCUUAAAAGGAGAAUCCUAUCUAGCUAUCAGCCUGGCUCAGGCACAUUUUUAGCUACAGGUCAUUUCUUUCCAGCUGACACAGAUAAGUGGUCAGUUUCAAAACACCUGGGAUGAGGAGGAUUGGGGCUGGCAGCCCCAGCAGGAAUAGGGAACAGUGGUGGGAAGGGGUUUUCAGCAGCAGGUGGCUGUGACCGGCCCCAUACCAGGCUUCUACAGAGCAGGAGGAGGCCAGUGUUAUAGACAGACUAUGGCAAGGAAAAGUACUUCGACAGCAAAAGGUGCCAAAGAGGAAUAAAGAGGCCUCAGGUUUUAGAAAUACACAUUUCUGUAUAGAAAGGAAAUAAAAGACGUGUGUUGCUUUUCAUUGAAAAUGGCCGUAGAGAAAUAGGAACGUUUGCCUCUGUGCAUUCAAUUCUUUCCUCUCUCCCUUUGUAUAGAGAAAAGCCUGUAGCAGGCAUUUAAUUAACUUUAUAUGCCAGUAGUCUCAUUAAUAUUAGCAGCUUUUCUCAUGUGAGAGCAGGGUUGUAUGUAUUAAAUCAGGGUUUGCUCUGAAUGUUUUUCAUUCACAUGCCCUGUUUCACUGAAAAGUUGGAGCACUCCCUGCAAAGAGGUGGUGUGUGCCUUCAUUAGAAAAAUUAAUGUUGGGGAGCUUGCUUAUUACCCUUCUUUUUAAUGAAAAACACAAUGAAGGGAACAGAGCUGUAGGUGAUGUGCGAAGGGAAGCUCCGUUCCCAAAUUCUUCAGCUUGAAGGUGUCAAUGUGCAGGAGGACCCUGAGCCUCUGCAGUCUGCUUCUAAAUAGGCCAUAGCCCAGAACAUCUGAAGGUCUCUGUGACUCAUGGGUGGGAAUCUCCUAAUGAUCUUAGUUAUUUUUAUACGUGUCUGCUGCCACAUGCUGCUCUGCCCCAGCGCAGAGAACAGCUCUGUGAGCACCGGGUGAGCGCACGCAGCUGGGGAGGUGGGCACAGCCUGGGGAAGGAGGAAGGAGAAAUUAAAAGACAAAAGCAAGGCAAAGGCACAAUAUUCACGUCAAAUAGAGGCACGGGACAGCAAGGAAAAAGGAGCAGAAAUAGCAAAUAAAGGCAUUAAAAGGACCGUACGGGCAAAGGACUUUGGAUUUUCUCUUCUGCUUUACGGAGCAAAAUGGGACAGCAGUUUACCAACGCUGAAGGGGAACAGACAGAGAUCGAUGUUGCUGAACUGCAGGAAUGGUAUAAGAAAUUUGUGGUUGAAUGUCCCAGCGGAACCCUCUUCAUGCACGAAUUCAAGAGGUUCUUCGGCGUCCAGGACAACCACGAAGCAGCAGAGUACAUUGAAAACAUGUUCAGAGCUUUUGAUAAGAAUGGGGAUAACACCAUUGACUUUCUGGAAUACGUGGCUGCCUUGAAUCUUGUUUUACGGGGAAAACUGGAGCACAAGCUGAGGUGGACGUUCAAAGUGUAUGACAAGGAUGGGAAUGGCUGCAUAGACAAACCUGAGCUGCUAGAAAUUGUUGAGUCCAUCUACAAGCUGAAGAAAGUGUGUCGGUCGGAGGUGGAGGAGAGGACUCCGCUGCUCACGCCAGAGGAAGUUGUGGACAGGAUAUUUCAGUUGGUGGAUGAGAAUGGGGAUGGGCAGCUGUCCCUGGAUGAGUUCAUUGACGGGGCCAGGAAGGACAAGUGGGUGAUGAAGAUGUUGCAGAUGGAUGUGAACCCCGGGGGAUGGAUCUCGGAGCAGAGGCGGAAAAGUGCUUUGUUUUGAGGGAGCCCGGUUUUGAUGCGGCUGAAGAUGGGUGCAGACUGUGGCUGUGGCUCCCUUACUCCAGGGUGUAGUGGCUUUCCUUGUCAGUACAAUCUCGGCAUCCAGAUGAAAACUGCAGUGGCUGAAGAAGCCGUAUCUCAAUCUAAAACCCGUGCUCUGCGAGGACUCCUGGUACCCAGAGACUAUUUUUAGCCCGUGAAUAAGUCUCUCUGUGUACACAACGCCACGUUUGCCAGCUCUGGUUUUUGGUUACACCCCGAGGAACAAACUUUCCAUGGUGAAGUGGAGCGGGACCUGGGCUGUGUCUGGUCUGGGCCACAGAGCAGAGAAGUGAGAACCUGGUGCUGCGGUGCCAUCUCCGUGCAGGGCAGCGUCUGCAUCACUGAUGUCUGCAGAUACAGACACUAACCCAAAAGCAACGGCAAUAGGGGUGCUCUGAUGACAGUCUGCACCAUCUGGACUAUUGCUACGGUACAUAAAGAGGAUGCAUAUUUAGUGGAUUAUACUACUAAUAAUGUGAAGUGAUUGAACACCAAUGUAUUGCUAUCAAACAAGUAGAUUAUAAGGUUUAUAUUCAGUGUAAGCCAAGGCUACACAGAGCUGAGGAAAAGGCAGCACGUGGGCUGGGCAAGGGGGAGCAGUCACUGCGAGUGCCUCCCUCUGUGGGGCAGAUUCUGCUCCUUGCACGUGGGAUAAGGGCUGCAGGAAGAGCAGGGUCAGCACAGCAGUGUCACUGCAGUGAGGGGGUGGCACUGCUGUGCUGGAGAACAGGAGGGGACAGGACAAAUCUGCUGCGUUGCUGGAGGGGUACAGUGGUUUUACACUGGACUUCUAUUUAGCCACUGCAGAGAGAGAAUUGGCACAGCUUGGAGGUUGAGCUCUGCUGUUCUCCCAGCUGACCCGUAGACCUAUAGCUGUAUGAAAGAAGUUGAGUUGGGCUCGUUCUUCGGUUCACUUUCCUUGGGUUUAUUUCUCAAAUCAUUUUUUCUUUACAAGAAAAUAUUCACCUGCAAAAUAACGUGAGAUUUCGUGUUUUACUUUUCCCAUGGGAUCACUGGGCCAAGCCACAUCCAUGAAGAAGCUGGCAAUCUCUCUUUUUUUUUUU
Messenger RNA from Numida meleagris (helmeted guineafowl), 5789 nucleotides. It is a transcript of the gene GUCA1B, whose product is annotated as guanylate cyclase activator 1B. Lineage: Eukaryota; Metazoa; Chordata; Aves; Galliformes; Numididae. Gene Ontology annotation, molecular function: calcium ion binding; calcium sensitive guanylate cyclase activator activity. Gene Ontology annotation, biological process: visual perception. The transcript has 5 exons. Gene Ontology annotation, cellular component: photoreceptor inner segment; cone photoreceptor outer segment. The record is from RefSeq and is a predicted model, not a curated record. Bases 4088 to 4684 code for a protein of 198 amino acids.